Molecule: messenger RNA, 2733 nt
Organism: Strongylocentrotus purpuratus (purple sea urchin)
Lineage: Eukaryota; Metazoa; Echinodermata; Echinoidea; Camarodonta; Strongylocentrotidae
Product: deleted in malignant brain tumors 1 protein-like
Exons: 11
Coding region: 1-2733 (910 amino acids)
Cellular component (GO): membrane
Source: RefSeq, a predicted model, not a curated record
AUGAGGAUGAAGGCCUUGGUGUUUUGUACCUUAGUGAUCAUAAUCGCCCUGAGCAUGAGAGUUCCCUAUGUCUUUGGACUGGAUAUUCGUCUAAUCGGAGGGCCUGACAGCUACAGUGGUCGAGUAGAGGUUGGUUAUUAUGGUGUCUGGGGUACUGUCUGCGAUGACGGGUGGGAUAUUCAAGAUGCAGAAGUCGUCUGUAGAAUGCUUGGCUUUCAGACCGCCAUGAGAGCAGUCGGGAACGCUGAAUUCGGUGUAGGUUCUGGAAACAUCUUACUUGAUGAUGUUCAAUGCCUUGGGACAGAACGCAACCUUGCUGAAUGCCCCCACAGGGGAUAUGGGAUUCAUAGUUGUGGACAUAGCGAAGACGCUGGAGCUGUCUGCGCUAAUGAUCAAAAUCUGCAAGUUCGUCUAGUUGGUGGACGGACCGCCUUAGAAGGUCGCGUUGAGUUGUUCUUUGGAGGUUCUUGGGGAACAGUUUGUGAUGAUCUCUGGGACUUGAACGAUGUCAUAGUUGUAUGCAGAAUGCUUGGCUUUCAGAACGCAGUGAGAGCAGUCAUGAGCGCUGAAUACGGUGUAGGUUCUGGAAGCAUCAUUCUUGAUGAUGUUCAAUGCCUUGGGACAGAACACAACAUUGCUGAAUGCCCCCAUAAUGGAUAUGAGAGUCAUGAUUGUCAACAUAUCGAAGACGCUGGUGCUGUCUGCGCUAAUGAAGACGCCACGAGUCACCAUUUUGGAGUUCGUCUUGUCGGUGGAAGUAGCAGGAAUGAAGGACGGGUUGAGAUGUUCUACAACUUAUUCUGGGUGACAUUUUGCGAUGUUGGAUGGGGCUUGAGAGAGGCCGACGUGGUCUGUAGAAUGCUGGGGUUCACGGGUGCUUCAGAAGUGCUGAAUAAUGUAGCAUUCGGUGAAGGAGUUGGGAUGAGUGUCCUUGUGAGAGGUUUUUCCUGUCUUGGAUCAGAAAACAGCCUGCUUGCCUGUACCUUCACAUCUUUUGAACUUAGCAGCUGUCCACAUAGUCAGGAUGUCGGAGUCAAGUGCAAUGAUGCAGUACUUGGAGCCAUCUUGGCCGGGUCGUAUACACUCUUCCUGCUUGUAGGCCUCUACGGCUGCUAUCGACUCAGAAAACUGGAGAGAACUGAAGCGGCGUCCGGGUACCUGAAUCCCACCAUUGGGGGAGAACGGGUUUACACAGAGAUGUCGUUUACGAAGGGAAAUGAUCAGGAAGGUCCCAGUCGCAAGUAUAAAGCUCCCAUAAAGCAGCCCAUUGGUCGCAAGCCUAAGUCUGGGAGGAUGAGGAUGAAGGCCUUGGUGUCUUAUACCGUGGUGAUGAUAAUCGCCCUGAGCAUGAGAGUUCCCUAUGUCUUUGGACUGGAUGUUCGUCUAAUCGGAGGGCCUGACAGCUACAGUGGUCGAGUAGAGGUUGGUUAUUAUGGUGUCUGGGGUACUAUCUGCGAUGACGGGUGGGAUAUUCAAGAUGCAGAAGUCGUCUGUAGAAUGCUUGGCUUUCAGACCGCCAUGAGAGCAGUCGGGAACGCUGAAUACGGUGUAGGUUCUGGAAACAUCUUACUUGAUGAUGUUCAAUGCCUUGGGACAGAACGCGACCUUGCUGAAUGCUCCCACGGUGGAUAUGGGAUUCAUAAUUGUGGACAUAACGAAGACGCUGGUGCUGUCUGCGCUAAUGAUCAAGAUCUUCAAGUUCGUUUAGUUGGUGGACGGACCGCCUUAGAAGGUCGCGUUGAAGUGUUCCUCCAAGGUUCUUGGGGAACGGUUUGCGAUGAUCACUGGAACUUGAACGACGCCAGAGUUGUAUGCAGAAUGCUUGGAUAUCAGAACGCAGUGAGAGCAGUCAGGAGCGCUGAAUACGGUCAAGGUUCUGGAAGCAUCAUUCUUGAUGAUGUUCAAUGCCUUGGGACAGAACGCAACCUUGCUGAAUGCUUCCACAGUGGAUAUGGGAUUCAUGAUUGUGGACAUAGCGAAGACGCUGGAGCUGUCUGCGCUAAUGAAGACACCACGAGUCAGCAUUUUGGAGUUCGUCUUGUCGGUGGAAGGAGCAGGAAUGAAGGAAGGGUUGAGAUGUUCUACAACUUAUUCUGGGUGACAAUUUGCGAUGUUGGAUGGGGCUUGAGAGAGGCCGACGUGGUCUGUAGAAUGCUGGGGUUCACGGGUGCUUUGGAAGUGCUGAAUAAUGUAGCAUUCGGUGAAGGAAUUGGGAUAAGUGUCCUUGUGAGAAGUAUUUCCUGUCUUGGAUCAGAGAACAGCUUGCUUGCCUGUAGCUUCACUGUAGCUUCUUUUGAACUGAACAGCUGUCCACAUAGUCAGGAUCUCAGUGUCAAGUGCAAUGAUGCAGGUGCUCUGAUAUCGACGACCCAAUUUGACCCAACAACCUCAUUGGGGCAUCCAGAACAUGUCUCUCAAGUACUUGGAGCCAUCUUGGCCGGGUCGUAUACACUCUUCCUGCUUGUAGGCCUCUACGGCUGCUAUCGACUCAGAAAACUGGAGAGAACUGAAGCGGCGUCCGGGUACCUGAAUCCCACCAUUGGGGGAGAACGGGUUUACACAGAGAUGUCGUUUACGAAGGGAAAUGAUCAGGAAGGUCCCAGUCGCAAGUAUAAAGCUCCCAUAAAGCAGCCGAUUGGUCGCAAGCCUAAGUCUGGGAGGCUUGGAUCUCCAGAUAGAAAUGACCCCUCACCCUUGACCCUACAUGACCCCAUAUAUGAUGAAUGUGACUGA